Molecule: messenger RNA, 12894 nt
Organism: Callithrix jacchus (white-tufted-ear marmoset)
Lineage: Eukaryota; Metazoa; Chordata; Mammalia; Primates; Cebidae
Gene: CLMN
Product: calmin
Biological process (GO): nuclear migration; negative regulation of cell population proliferation
Cellular component (GO): meiotic nuclear membrane microtubule tethering complex; nuclear outer membrane; cytoplasm
Molecular function (GO): actin filament binding
Source: RefSeq, a predicted model, not a curated record
UCAGGGGGACCUCCAUAGCUACCGGGUAAUUAGUGAGCAGCUGGGUUUCCAGGAUUCAUUGCUGUGAACAGAGCAGUGAUGCACACAGGCCCUGUGUUUAAACGCCCAGUGAGCCCUGUCCAUUUUUUUUUUUUUCCGCCUCUUUUACUGCAUAUUUAAAGCCAUUUUUAGUUGUUACAGAAGGGGACCAAGCACUGAGCUGGAAGCAGGGGCUGGGACUUCCUGCUCCUAGGUCAUUCUUCAGCCUUGGGCAAAUUCGGUAACUGUAGGGUCUCACUUUUACUCAGCACAAACCACAUGGUGGGCCCCAAACAAGUUGAGAGGGAAAAUGUGCAGAAGAGGACCUUUACUCGAUGGAUAAAUCUACAUCUAGAAAAGUGCAAUCCACCUAUAGAAGUUAAAGACUUAUUCAUCGAUAUACAAGAUGGCAAAAUCCUAAUGGCGUUGUUAGAAGUCCUGUCUGGGCGGAAUCUGCUGCACGAAUACAAAUGUUCGUCGCAUCGUAUUUUUCGGCUGAACAACAUAGCGAAAGCACUCAAGUUUUUGGAAGAUAGCAAUGUUAAACUCGUUAGCAUUGAUGCCGCAGAAAUAGCAGAUGGCAACCCUUCUUUGGUUCUUGGGCUGAUAUGGAACAUAAUCCUCUUCUUCCAGAUUAAGGAGCUCACAGGCAACCUCAGCAGAAACUCUCCAUCUUCCAGCCUCUCCCCCGGCUCAGGGGGCACAGACUCAGACUCAUCCUUCCCACCCACGCCCACCACAGAGAGAGAGAGGAGCGUGGCCAUAUCGGUGAAAGACCAGAGGAAGGCCAUCAAGGCCCUGUUGGCCUGGGUGCAGAGAAAAACGAGAAAGUAUGGCGUGGCAGUGCAGGACUUUGCGGGCAGCUGGAGGAGUGGACUGGCUUUCCUGGCAGUGAUCAAGGCCAUUGACCCCAGCCUGGUGGACAUGAAACAGGCCCUGGAAAAUUCGGCACGAGAAAAUCUCGAGAAGGCUUUCAGCAUCGCACAGGAUGCCUUGCACAUCCCCAGGCUCCUGGAGCCAGAAGACAUCAUGGUUGACACACCGGACGAGCAGUCUAUCAUGACUUACGUGGCACAGUUUCUAGAACGUUUUCCGGAGUUGGAAGCUGAAGAUAUUUUCGACUCAGAUAAAGAAGUUCCUAUCGAAUCCACUUUUGUUCGUAUCAAAGAAACUCCUUCUGAACAGGAGAGCAAAAUCUUCAUUCUGAAUGAAAAUGGGGAGCACACCUACACUAUUAACCAUGAAACCAGCCACCCACCACCCUCCAAAGUCUUUGUCUGUGACAAGCCUGAGAGCAUGAAGGAAUUCCACCUGGAUGGUAUUUCCAGCCAUGCACUGUCAGACAGUUCCACUGAGUUCAUGCACCAGAUCAUCGACCGGGUCCUGCAAGGGGGCCCAGGUGACACCAGUGACAUCAGUGAGCCAUCUCCAGAAACCUCCAUUUUAUCAUCCAGAAAGGAGAGCCAGAGGUCCAACUCUUUGCCAAUCAAGAAAACAGUUCACUUUGAGGCUGACACCUGCAAGGAUGCGUCCUGCAGUAAGGACCUGUCCCUUCACCUUGAAGGGAGCCCGAGAGUGGCAAAGGAACCACUGAUGGAGGAUGGACGCAUCUUGGCAGUUGAGGUUGCUGAGGAAAAGGAAUGGAAACAGGAAUCCUCGAAGAUUCCAGAAUCCUUCUCUGACAAGGUCCCUGGUGAUGUUUUUUUUGCGGAGGGCACGAUCAAUAAUUCUCAGUCUUCUUCUUCCUAUAAUGGUGCUUUAGAGAGUACAGCCAGCCAGGAUGAAGAAAGUCAGUCUCUUUCACCCCUGGGAGAGAAUACUGCGAUGGCCAGUUCCGUGGAGAUCAAGGUUAAUCUGAUGACUGUAGAACCUCUGGAUGAGGGAGACUAUUUUGAAGCCAUCCCAUUAAAAGCCUCAAAAUUUAUCAGUGACCUAAUAGAUUUGGCUUCUACCAGCCAGGCUUUCAACAAAGUUCCUUCACCUCAUGAGACAAAACCUGAUGAGGAUGAUGAGGCUUUUGAGAAUCAUGCUGAAAAACUCGGUAAAAGGAGUACUAAAUCUUCUCACAAACAGAAAGAUUCGCCAGAGCCUCAAGUUAAGUCUGACAAACAUGAAGCUCACCAGGACUCCGGAGAAGAAGCUGAAGGCUGUCCUUCAGCCCAGGAAGAGACACCAACAGAUAAAAAGCCAGAGGUACAUGAGAAGGCCAAGAGAAAGUCCAUCCAUCCUCAUCAUGAGGAAGAGGGAGAAGACGAUGACCUCGAGGGUGUGGGCGAGGAAUUAUCUUCCAGCCCCCCAGGCAGCAGUGUCAGCUUGGAGACCCUUCAGAACCACAGCGAAGAAGGCCUGGAUUUCAAGCCCUCUCCACCCGUCUCAAAGGUUUCCGUCAUUCCCCAUGACCUCUUCUAUUUCCCGCACUACGAGGUUCCCCUGGCUGCAGUUUUGGAGGCUUAUGCAGAAGACCCAGAGGAUCUAAAAAAUGAAAAAAUGGAUCUCGAAGGUCCAGAGGGUUGUAUGCAAGACCUGGACUCCAGGGAGGAGGAGGCUGAUGGCUCUCAGAGCAGCUGCAGUUCUUCGGCACCAGGCGAGUGCCUCCCCAGUGCCAGCGACCAGGUGCUAUAUCUCAACAGGGAUGGUGGGAGUACCACACCAGCCUCAGAACCUGCUCCUCUGGCCCCCCAUGACGACCACCAACAAAGGGAGACCAAAGAGAGUGACCCCAUGGACAGCCACCAGUCCCAGGAAUCCCCAAACCCGGAAAACGUAGCAAACCCCCUAGAAGAAAAGGUAACCAAAGAAUCAGUCAGCAGUAAAAAAAAGGAAAAGAGAAAACAUGUGGACCGCGUAGAAAGUUUGUUAUUUAUAGCACCUGGAACUGUUCGAUCCUCAGAUGACCUCGAAGAAGACACUGGCAACCACAGAGUUCCUUCCAGGGCUAGUCACAGUGACUCCAGCAUUUGCAUUCGACGACAUAAUAAUAGGUCUUUGGAAUCGGAUCAUUUUAGCUCUGUUCAGUUGAGGAAUGCAGCAGAUCUGGACGACAGAAGGAACCGAAUGUUAACCAGGUACAAUACUCAGAAGCUCACUGAGCUGAUUUUACAGUUUUAUGGCAUCAGAGCAGACAAGAAGAGGGAAAGCAAACAUGCCAGGAUGUCUAUGAAAGCCAACAGCUCGGGAGAAGCCAUGUCACUGGGGAGCCACAGCCCGCAGAGCGACUCCCUGACACAGUUUGUCCAGCAGCCAGAUAUGAUGUAUUUUAUUCUCUUCCUCUGGCUCCUGGUGUACUGCUUGCUGCUCUUCCCACAACUGGAUGUUAACAGGCUGUGAUGCGUGUGUCCGGAUAAUAAAAAAGAUAGGACCCUGACUGGGGGCGGGGUUACUUCAUUUUAUUUUGGGUUCUGGGUGGGGCACUUCUGCGGACAGUUAAGGACCUCCGAGGAAACUUAGACCCCCUUUCUCGGUGUUGUGGUUUGGGUUUUUUUUUUCAGGUUUCUUCUUUUUUUUUUUUUUUUCCUGGACUACCUGAGCAUGCUUUUUUCUUUGGCUGUGUACUUAAAACUCAGGCACAGAGCUGGAUCCGUAGGUGGGGUUUUGUCCUCGUAUGCCUUGCUGGGUCAGAUAGGAAGCAUCGUUAGUGAUCAUUAGCCUGCCUGGAUCUUAGCGCUUCCCACACGCAGGUUCACAUCUUGGAUGAACUUGAGUUUCUUACCUCUCAGAUGAAGGGCUGCUUGAUGAGGAAGAGGGUGGGUGCCCCAGGCCAAGCCCUAGCUGGGAAGAAAGCUGUCACGUUUUCCUCCACGCAUGGGUGUUUGAGAGAAGGUGCUGGGGUCCACGCACCUGUUGCAGUCUGGUAACUGGUUGCAUUUACUGGGGAAAUCAGAGCAGCCGGCUCUGUGCAAGCACAUCCGGGAAUGGCAGAAUCCAGGGAGGAAGUUGAAAGCUGUGUUGAGAGCCAUAGUGUGCUCUUUUUCACCUUGGUUUUUGUUUUGUUUUGUGUUUUUGAGGGGAGAUGCAUUUUAAAUUCACUUUUCCAUUGAUUGGAUUAGAGCCAUGAUUUCAAAGGCCCUACAGGGCCCUGCAAAGGCCAUGCGGAGUGGCUGGGCUGGAAUCCGCUCCCACCGGUGCUGGAGCUGGAUGCCGCGGCGGCUUCCUGCCAGUAAAAGCUUUUGUGCACACCUGCCUCAGAAUGCACGUCUUCACACGGGUAUCCUUUGUGGUCAGUUGCAGUGGGUUUCUUGAAAAGGCUUUCUGGACAGCACUCCAGGAGCAGGCCAGCGCAGGAGGUUUCUGAGAGAAGAGAGGUGUCUCUAGCACCCACCCAGUCCCCCAUUCCCGCCAUCUCCCUCAGCCCCAGGCUCCAUCUGCUCACUCCUUCCUCCCAAGACUCGAGUCUGUGCAUCAGUUUCUCCUCUCCUUGCUCUCCCCUUCAGAAAGCAUGUACCAGGCAACCCUUAUGAAAUCGUGAACGAGUCAAGAGAGGACUGAGAGCAUCUUGUCUAGCUGAACCCAGAGAGACAGAGCAGCUUGCCCAAGAUCACACAGCCAAUCAGGGAUGGACUUGCAGUGAGCACACAGGCACCUGAUGCUCUGUCCAGAGCUGUCCCCUCUUGUAGGAAACUUCCACCGGGCACGCCAGUGUCCUGAGAAAAAGAUUAAAUGACUAGAUUAAAAUGUCCACCUUCAAACAAAACCGAAAAUUUUACACCAACUAUCGACAUUUGUUUUGUUCUUGUAUUCUUCCCGUGAGGAAGUCUUAUUCACCUGCAAGCUCAUCCCUGAUUCCUUCUGAAACACCCUUGGCAGCUGCAACAGCUUGUCAUUUGACAUGCCAGCAUCGUGCUUACUGCAGGAGUCACGUUUCUUUCUUUGCUAGCCAAGGGCUUGCUCAUUUCAAGCAGUGGGUUUCAAGUUUACUGAAUUCCAGCAUGGCCAGAAGAAUUGACAUAGCACAUCUGAGUCGAAGACAGCCAAAAUCUGGCCUCUAAACCAGUCUGAUUAUAGUCUGUCUCCCCUCCUGAAAGAAUUUCAGCCUUCCAAGCAAAAAGCUGUUGGGAGCUUGGAGUGAUUCCAUCUGGAAGGCCAAGAGCCCCCAUGGAAAAUGAGCUAAUUAAUGAGCUCCCUGGCAUCAGUGAAAGCUCAAAGGUACAGAUAAUAAAGGUUAUGUGUGUGAUAGUUUAUAACCCUGGGCACCACGUGGUCCUGGCCUAAAUUAGAUGCUCAAAGAGCCUGCGAAGAGCUGACCCAAAUGUGCAUCAUUUCAUUUUAUGGGUCUAGACCUUGUUCAGAAAAACCUCUGCAGGCUUCUUCUCUCACCUAUUACAACUUGUAAUAUUGUUUAAAGCAUCUACUGGCAAGAUGCCUAAAAGUCAUUUGGUUCAGGUUGGCAGUCAACUGAUUUUUUUUUUAAAGGAAAAGAAAAUCUCAUUUGAAUAUAGGUUUCUAUGGAAGAAGCUGGAUAUAGAAAAUGGAUGUGGAAGUCUGCAGAACAAACCACCCAUUGCUUGUAAUUUUUUUUUAAUUAAAAGAAAUAUAGUAAGAGAGCUGAGGUCAGGACAUUGAGACCAGCCUUUAACAAGAACUAGCAGUGCCCUAAGUCUUGCUCCUUAGAAGUAACCACUUUUAACUCUCUUACAUUUGCAUUUUUUAAUUAAUUAGAGACAUCUACUGGCUUGCCGUCACAGUGGAUGAGGAUUUCACUCUUACCAUACUGCGUUUUGGUUUUCCAGUGGAGCUAGAUCACACCAUUUAGUACAUUACUGUUAGGUGUUGACAGUACCUGGAGUACGGAUGGAUUGUUGACUCCCAGGCCCAGCACUGUGUUAUGGUUUUGUGUCCUUUGUCCUCCAAAUUCUCCCCUUAAUUUGUUAUUCUCUCUCUUUACUUUUUUUUUUUUUUUGGUGGGGCAUAUUCUUUAAUAAGUUCCUGAGGAAGAGGACAUGGGAAGUUAAUAUGGUUGUAAAUAUUUGGAGAUUUUUGCAUAACUUAAACUGUGUGUAUUCUGCCCUUCACAGAAGUGUGGCUGAGCACAGAAUGACAGGUGGAAAACAAUACCCUCUCCUAUCCCCUUCCAAGUGUGGUGGUUGAGAUUUCGGAUGCCAUUCUGAUUCCCAUGCCUUUAUAUGUGACUUUUUAUCCACCCUCCCUGGAAACAUUUAAGAUCUCCUUAUUCUUGGUGUUCUGAACUGCCAUGAUGGUAUUUUAUCCUGAGUGUUAAAUCUUGUGCUGGGCCCUCAUGGGAAAUUUCUUAAAUCUUCCUGUGAUUACUCACAUCCUUUCUUUCUGGACCACCUAUUAUUUCAGUGUUGGAUCUUCCCCUGCCCCCAGGCUGAUGCUCUGAUAUUUCUUAUCUGUUUUAUUUUUUGUCUAUGUUUCUGAUCUUCAGGAAGAAUUAUUCGUUUUUAUCUUCUCAAUCUGAAGGUUUUAUUGAAUUUUUAUUUUCCAAAUUAACAAAACCUUUGGUCAUUGUCCUGUCUUUGUUUUAUAGUGUCCUGUUCUUGAUUCGUGGAUGCAGAUCUUAGCUCUCUGUGGAUGUUAAUGAUUGUGCUUUGAGGGGAAGUUCUUUCCCGCUCCCUGUGUUGCCCUCGUUUUCUCUGAGUUUUCUUUCUUUUGGUUGGUCUCAGUCUCUAUCUUUCAUGUUAUAAACUUUUCUCAGAUAUCCUGUGGAUCUGUUCAUGUUUUAGAGUGAGGCGUCCAAAAGCUGACUGGAAGCUCUGCACCAUUGGUGAGCUUUUCCCUAGGAUUACCAGGUGGGCACCUGGACUCAUCACUGGAGAACCCUGCAUGUCAAUAUUUGCAGGUUUUUCUCUGGGGUUCAUUCUGUUUCUUUAGAGAUAUUCCCACUUCUCUCCUACCUAGGAAAUGGGCAUACACAGGGCUGCUUUUACGUUGAGCCCUCAUGGAGUUUCAAAAAAGAUGUCCCAUCUGGGCAGAAGCCCCCACGAGCACUUGGCUUGAUUGACAGAGGACACCUUUUGCCCCAUCCUCCAGGCAUACACAGCCCUGAGCUUGGACAACAAUGCAAAGGCUGGAUUUUAACUCCUAAUUGGCCCCCUUAGCCAGGUGCCUCUGUGCAAUGCACAAACUGUAGGGCCAUAUCCAGAGACCCUGUUCUGAGUGCCCAAGUUCUCACUGCUGAGCAGGCAGCCUCAUCACCCAUGAGUACUUAGACUUUCAUUAAGUUGCUCCCACCUUUGCUAUGCCUGGUGUCCCUGAGUGGGAGCUGCUCUGAUUUCUCCAUGGAGUAGGAGCACGGUGGUCAUCUGCUGCAUGGGAAGGACAGGGGGCCUCAGAGCCAACAAAUGCCCUGGUCUUCAGCCCCAUGUCUUACCCCAUGCCUCCCAUUCCAAUCCCCAAGCCUCUCCUGGAGGCUACAGCACGUCUCUGCUGACCACUCUGUGACCUCCCCUCUGCAGGCGUGUAGUCUUAGGAUCCCCCGCCCUGCUUGCUUCUCUGUCACUUUCAUUCCUGCAUAAAUAGGUUGCUAGCUCUGGCCUACUGUUCUCUUCUCUAUCCCUCUGUCUUCAAGGCUGUAUUAACAUAACUUUCAUUCCUUUGCUCUUAUUCUUAUGGGGUUUCAUGAAAGAAGAAAUGGGCUUGUGUGUUCGGAAUACCAUCUUGAUCCAUAAAUGCCAUUUGAGUUUUCUCAUUGAUUGCUGCUCUGUUGACUGGUUUGUGAACGUGCCCUGUGUCCAGCUGGGGCUGUAGCAACAUCCAUCUUGUUGAGCUGUGAUCUACUGAGUGCCUUUGUGUAAUGCUGUGCCAAGUGCAGGAGAGGGUUAAAUAGCAUGGGUAAGCUCUGCUUGAAUGCCACGAUUAGUUAUUACCCUCCUUCCUUCCAGCUGGUUGUGCUGCCUACUCCCAGUAAAUGAUCUGAGAUCUCCUGUCUCCCCAGAGAUAUGGUCGUGUGGGUUCUAGAUUUUCUUUACCACCCUGCUUCAUUUAAGAAACAGAAAACUGACUAGGCACAGUAGUGGCUCACACCUAUAAUCUCAGAAUUUUGGGAGGCCAAGGCAGGAAGAUCGCUUGAGGCCAGGAAUUAGAGACCAACCUCCAUCUCUACAAAAAGUUAAAUUUAAAUUAGUUUGGUAUACACUUGUAGUCCUAGCUACUUGGGAGGCUGAGGCAGGAGAAUUGUUUGAGCCAAGGACUUCGAGGUUACAGUGAACUGUGAUCCUGCUAUUGCAUGCCAGCCUGAGUGACAGAGCGAGACCCUGUCUCAAAAAUAAUACAGAAACAAGUAGUCCACACAGGUGUGUGCCAACAAACAAAUAGCAUGGGUUCUCUGCUGAACAUUUUGGCUAACAUUUCCUUGUCAAAGUUUUUAUCUUGCCAUAGUUGAUGAUCAGGGUGGUCAGGUGUUCCUGGUCAGAACUGACCUUUGUGGGGAGAUAACCUCCCACCAAGUCUCAGAAGCAGGAAGUACACUCUUCCUGCCCCAUGGGCAGCCACCCAGAACAUGCACUUCUCCAUUUCUGGGGUUCAGCACAGCUCUCCCCAUCCUCUUCCCAUGCAGUGUGUGCCUGCUCUUUGUCAGGAUGGAACAGAGGGAAGGUGGAGGCAUUGCGGGCAGCCUGUGUAAUUGAUCUCUGUAAGUCACAGACUUUGAAAACCUCAGGAAUGUAAGCACUCAGUGCCUCAUUUAAGAGAUGAAAAACUAAAGAUUAGAAACGGGAAACAACUAGUUACCCUGCUAGUUGGUGACCUCGGGAUAGCCAUCUUCAUUCCAGUUACGUUUUCUACAAAACUACAGCCUCAGCUGCUGAAGCUAACCUCCCCACCCCUUAUCACUAAGGACACCAUGGAGAUCAUCUCUCCAACAAAAGUCAGAAUAAGCAAGUACAGGUGUGUCUUGCAAACAUGCCAGAAUCCAUCAUGGCUGAUUUGGUAAGGAGCUGUUCUCCUUCCAUUGUCUUCUAUUGGAGGGCAGCUGUAUGACAAGAAUGCUUUCACAUGUGCUCCGAUUGUCUUAACUCUCCAGAAGGACUUCAGAAGCCUCCGGAGUUUUGAGACAUGGCCUCUCUCCUUUCUGCUUGGAGACCCCUUCCACAGGGGUCUCCACUGCUUUCCCCGUCUGUAUUCCUUUGUGAAGCUUUGUGCCCUGAGGUCCCAGAAAUGGGCUGUGUGGGAACCUCCAGUCAGCCUGGCUUCUCAGGACCUUCUCAGCCAAGUGCUUGCCAGGAAAUUAGAUGGCACAAAGCUCUUCAAGGCCCAGGUGUGUUAUUUCUCCUUCCCUGACAUUGCAGAAUCACUGCUGACUCAGCAUUUGGGGGAAGAUGUAACGUCUUGGGCCCCAGCUGCCCUCUGGAGCUGCCACCAAAUAACAGGUUGUUCUGGCCCAUCCAGCUCGUGAGGGGGCUGCCCUAAUGACAAGGUCCAGGACGUGGGCUGGGUGGCAGAAGGCUGGGAGCUGGCGUGGGCGUUAUUGUGCUUCUUUGCUGAAAAUUGCUGUGGGCUUUUCCCCUAACAGCCAGUGUGGGAGGGCCAAACAUGAGACACAACAUCCCUUUGAGCUCCACAGAUCUGGCGCCUUGCUCUCACCAGGCACCUCCUUGGAGAACAGCAGUCAGCAACUCAUGGACGUGAACCCCGUGCACAGACUUUGCAUGGACUUUGCACAGGUUCCAUUUCCAUCACGUGCAGACACCUGUGUUUUGGGCUCCACAUGAGCAACUGCCUUCUUCACUCUGAUUUUUUUUUUUUUUUUUAAGAGAGUGUCUUACUCUGUCACAGAGGCUGGAGUGCAGUGAUGCAAUCACAGCUCACUGUGGCCAGGAACUCCUGGGCUCAGGCAAUCCUCCUGCUUUGGCCUCCCAAGUAGCUUACACUACAAGUGUAUGCCACCAUGCCCACCUCAUUUCUUUACCUUUUGUAGAUACAGGUCUCACUGUGUUGCUCAGGCUGGUCGCAAACUCCUGGCCUCAAGUGAUUCUCCUGCCUUGGCCUCCCAAAGUGCUUGGAUUAUAGGUGUGAGCUACUGUGCCUGGCCUUCACUCUAAUCUUUUUUAAAGACCCCUACAGUGACUUUCAGACCUUGUCAUUUCUCUACCAUUGUGUGUGAGACAGGGCAUGGCGUGAGCUUGGUCAUGUGUAGGUCAAAAGCCUGGAGUCAGAGCUCCUGGUUCCCCGAAAGCCUGCAAAAGUUAUCCGAGUUCCUGAGCUGACUCCUCUGCAAUUGCCAGACCCCACGGUGCUGGGAAUACUGGCUUAUUUGUGUUUAGAACUUGUUCUGAGAACCUGGAUGAGAACACAUCAAGCAAGCAGUUCCUCCCAGCCAGGGCUGGAGCAGCAUGCCAAAAAGCAUUCUUGUCUAUGGAAAAAAGACAACCAGCAUUUUGUGCUGUUUGACCAACUUGUUUUUAAAUACACACAUGCCUCAACAAUCCCGGCCUCAAUCCCAUUCCUAACUUGUUUAAAUCCCUGACACUCAGAUGUCAAGACUAACUUCAUCUAGCAGGGUUCUCUUUAAAGGAACUCUUUUUUUGUUUUCAUUUUAAUCACUGCCUUCUUCUCUGGGUGGUAUUGUGGGAUAGAGAAAGAAGUCAGGUUUGGGAGUCAGCCACAUUAGGUUAGAGUCCCAGCUCUGUCACCAGAUCUCGGGGUGAUCUUCGCGAACCUACCUCUGAGUUUCUGUGCGUUAUAGGCAUUCACCACGUAUUUGUUGAAUCAAAAAUAGCUUUCUUGAAAGUUUAUGAAGUUGUAGGAUGCCCAGCAGCCCCCUUUUCCUCUAUAUCCUUCCUCUCAAAGCAAGCAGUGACUAUACCUCUUUCCCUAACCCUCAGUUUACCACUGCUUCUUCCAACCUCUCUUCAAUCCACUACCUUUUUCCAAGCUACCCUGUCUCAAAUCUAACUCAGGCCUUUUUGCAAGAGGAAGUUUAAGCCAUUGUUUACUCAUUAACUCACUUGACCCUUAGAACAAUCAUGGGAGGUGUUUAUUUCAGAAAGGAAGCUAAAGGACAGGACAGAAAAAUAACAGGGUCAUAGCAUGAGCUAAUAAGUAGCAGAACCAGGAACAUAGGACUCUUGUUUCUAACAUGGAAUUGCACUCUCAACCUCACUGCGGUUGCAAAUUUGCAACCAAAAUGGCCACCUUGAAAGGGUCUUUUGCAGUAAAAUCUCAGUGUCCAACAUCCAAGACAGUUCUUCAGGGCCUUCCAUUAACUGUAUGUCCUGACCCCAGCUGCUCAUCUCUGCACCUGUAACAUGUACUUCUCACAGUAGGAAACUGGGCUUUCUCCCUCAAAAAGAAAAGUAGAAAAGGCCUGAAGACAGCAUAAUUAAGAUGGAGACGCAGAGACCACGAAUUACUUGGAUGAAUUUAUAAUUGGUCUCCGAGACAGGGAUUAUCAUUUUUCCUGUAUUUUAAGCUUAAAAGUAAUGAUUUUUGCCUUGUUACAAAAUACAAAAUAGCAAAAUAUUUGAUAUUUGUAUUCUAUUUCCAACAGCUACCACUACUUCCUCUAGCCCCAGCAAAAAUGGAUAGGUGCAUAUUCUCUGCAAAUCCAUGCUGUGAGGAAGGACAGCCCCAGAACACCAGUAUUUCUGAAUGUCAUUCAAGGAUUUAGACACGUUUUCAAAGGGAACUCUGGGAGUGCCUCUUAUCUGGAGAGCUGACAUUGUCCAAAACAGGCCAACACUGGUCUGGGUAUGGAGAACCCACAUCCUAGCUCUGGCUCACCUGCAGAUGCCUUGAAUUUAACUCUCUGGGUUGGAAGUGGGAAGACCUCUUUUAAAAGUCCUUUCUAGGUUUAAAAAUCCGAAGGUUACUAAGAUAGCUUUUAUUUAUCUCAAUAAGCGGCCUAUUACUUAAAGCAAGUGUACCUCUGUAUUAUAGCCCCAAAGCUUGGGGCAGUGCUUCUUGGCUUUAGUAUCUGAGAAAGGUGCCUUUGGGAAGAGUUUGAAUCUUACAGGUUUGGAAUGGAUGUGUUGAAGUAGAACCUGGAAAAUCUGCUUCCUAGGGCUGUUAGAACUAAAUUGGUCUCCUUAAAUUACGUCAGCAUCUGAGGGAGUCUCUUAAGGGAAUUUCUUAAAUUCAACAGUUCCGCUGUAGAAAUAGGUCUAAAGGACUAGAUCUUCCCACUCCCUCAUCUUUUCCCCUUCCCUAAUAACGACUCAAAAAGGCUCCUGAAAUUCUACUCAGAAUCAGAGCCAUUUGCAUUCCGGCAAAGAUCCCUUAAGCCAAUGGCUGGCAUGCUUGGGUAGAAUGUCCCUGGGGUAGGAGAGAUAGCUGGGGGGAGGGGAGUGUGGUGCAGGGGACACCUGCCCUCUGCCCUUGAAAUUGCACCAUAAGAUGCUGCCUGUAUCACUCACAGUGGUGCUGAAACUAUCCGCCAAAGACAAAUUGUGAACACGGAAAAAUUGUUGUUCCCUACUGUACAUCCUCAGGACAAACUACUAAAACUUGGAGACAGGAGACUGUUCAGACCACAUUGUAGUGGGUGGUGAUGGGUGUUCUACUUUGGGGGAGUCUGGUCUAUUUAGCAGAUUUAAUGUUUCCUUAUUGUCAUGGCAGGGCUUAAUUGACCAAGUUUGAAAGUUUUUACUGAAAGCUCUAAAAAAAACUAUUGAGGAAAAUGAAAUGUUAUUUUGUAGUACAAGGAUUAUUUUUGUCUAGUAUAUACAUAGCUGUAGCUUUGUAAAAAAAAAAAAAAGAGAUCUUUGUAAAAAAUAUAUUAAUGUCCUGUCUUAUUUAUUGAUUACUGUAAAUGAAAAUAUAAAUGGCUAUUGGCAUAAUUUAUACCUGUGGGAAAUUAACUGGAGUAUUUGUUAUUUGACUGUUUUCUAUUAAGGAAUAUUAGGCUUGGUGCUAUGAUGAGUGAUCUUGUAAAAUUAUCUGUAUUCUUAAAGAAAAUUUUUGAAUAUAAAUUUCUUGAACUGA